Messenger RNA from Drosophila mauritiana, 1234 nucleotides. RefSeq names its product piezo-type mechanosensitive ion channel component-like. The record is from RefSeq and is a predicted model, not a curated record. NCBI's taxonomy places the organism in Eukaryota, Metazoa, Arthropoda, Insecta, Diptera, Drosophilidae. Gene Ontology annotation, molecular function: mechanosensitive monoatomic ion channel activity; monoatomic cation channel activity. The transcript has 4 exons. Gene Ontology annotation, cellular component: plasma membrane. Bases 62 to 1183 code for a protein of 373 amino acids. Gene Ontology annotation, biological process: detection of mechanical stimulus; regulation of membrane potential; cellular response to mechanical stimulus.
UAGCACUAGUGUACUGGAGACGUAUAUCCAAGGAAACAAAGUGCCUUUUACAUUUCUUCUGAUGUUGAUUGUGCAGUUUAUUACGAUUGUAACGGAACGCGCCAUUUAUUUACGAAAAGCACUGAUAUACAAAAUUUUUUUUCAUUUUAUCUCGGUAUUGGGAAUUCAUAUUUGGAUGUUUUUUUUGGUGCCGUAUAUAACAUCACACAGUUUUGGUGAAACUGCCCCUGUUUUGUUUUAUUUAAUAAAAUGCCUGCAUAUGUUGCUAUCUGCAUACCAAAUAAGAUGUGGUUACCCAAAACGAAUUUUGGGUAAUGUAUUUACAAAAGGAUAUUCAUUGGCGAACUAUAUAGCUUUUAAAAUUUACAUGGAAAUACCAUUUUUGUAUAUUCUCCGAACAAUGUUAGACUGGGUAUGCAUAGAUACAACUCUUACAGUAAUGGAAUGGAUAAAAAUGGAGGACAUUUUCCAGUCGGUGUUUAUUGUACGUUGCUAUAGGCAAAUGGAUACAGACUUUCCUGUUCUACGAGGAGAACCGAAAGCUUUGUAUUCAAAACUUCUAAUUGGUGGAACAAUUAUAUUAAUUCUCAUUGCCCUGAUUUGGAGUCCACUGUUCCUAUUUGCACUUGUUGGAACAGUCGGUAAGCCUAAUAUACCACAAAAGGCGGAUAUAGCAGUAAAAAUCAAUCAUUAUGAACCAAUAUAUGUUUCACAAAGCAAUUCCGACAUUCUUCAAUUUUCAAACUCCGAUUUUCAAAAGCUAACUAACCGUAUAAUUUUGGAUAACUAUGCAUCGGAUUCUAUGAUGCUUUAUGACGCGGUUGAUGUUACUGCUAUUAAGUUUUAUGAAAACUCCAUAUCUCUAUGGAAUAUGCCGCCACCUGAUAAAGAACGUUUAUUACAUGAUUUGAGUAAUGGUGCAAAAUUGGAUAUACACCUAACUCUUACAUUAAAAUGUAAUUUGACACCAGAAGCAGUAAUCUAUGAAACUACUUAUACACUAACGGAGAACAAAGUACAUACAAGGGAUAAGCUCAUAAGACUCAUGACUGCCAAUUUUUCCAAUGAGAAAGUUAUUGUACCGAAUAUUUUACCAAAGUUUAUCACUGUUCAAAGACAACAAGCUAAUGCAAAAUUUAUUAAGGACUACGAUGGUCGGCAACAUAUAAGGCUAGAUGGUUGAGAAGCCUACUCUCUUAUACUUUGAUUCAAAACUUUACCACGCUCACACUUU